Fopius arisanus is the source of this 2104-nucleotide messenger RNA. Its product is annotated as laccase-7. Gene Ontology annotation, molecular function: oxidoreductase activity; copper ion binding. The transcript is spliced from 9 exons. The record is from RefSeq and is a predicted model, not a curated record. Lineage: Eukaryota; Metazoa; Arthropoda; Insecta; Hymenoptera; Braconidae. The coding region runs from base 163 to 1950 and encodes 595 amino acids.
GGGGGUCUUGUCUACCCCAGCCUUCAUUCCACUCAAGUCUCUCACCCAAUCAUCACGUCUUCUAUCAAUUCAAAAUCAUUUUCUCAAUUUAUCUCAAAAUUAAUCAAUUUAUCUCUAAAAAGUUGAAGUAAAAAAUCAAAAAACCAUGAGAAAUCAUUCAAAAUGACAAUUAAAUAUCCAGUUCUAGUGUUAUUAUCGUUUUCAUUCAUUUACCAUAUUUAUUGUAUUGAAUCUACUGGUGAUUGCGGGGGCACAUGCGGCACUGGGACACCCGCAAAAAAAUGUUUAUACAAUUUUUUUGUGACUCAUAACGCGAGAAAAAAUGUUGUGUGCAAUGGAAAGGAUGAUCACUGCGAUUAUCCAGUGAAUACAGAAUUUUUAAUCAAUGGAAAGAGUCCUGGACCUGCGAUUGAGGUGUGCCUUGGAGACACAGUGGAAAUAAUCGUCCACAAUAGGUUGAAAUCCCAAGAGCUGUCCUUUCACUGGAAUGGAAUUCACCAGGAGUCAUCAGUCCACAUGGACGGGGUUUCGAUGGUCACCCAGUGUCCUAUUUUACCUUUCACCAGUUUUCGGUAUCACCUGAAGCCCUCGAAAACCGGAACUUUCUUCUACCACGCGCACUCAGUGUUGCAGCAAGGAGACGGUCUCUUUGGGUCGUUGACUGUUCGAGGUCCUGGAGAGGAUCUGACCCUCGAUAAAAUUAUCAUGAUAUCGGCGAGGACAUCGAGAUCAUUCAGUUCAAUCAACGCGAAUACCCCGGAGGCCCUUGAAUUACUCAUAAAUGGAAAAGGGAAGCAAGACUUAAAAGUGGAGCAAAAUCGAAAGUAUCAUUUUCGUGUUAUCAACGCGAAUUCAUUAAACUGUCCAAUUUCGUUCUCUAUCGCUGACCACGACCUCGAGAUAAUCAGUGCGGACAGUAAUCCAGUGGCUCACAUCGUUGGAAAGCGGGUGAUAUUGUUCCCAGGGGAGAGAGUUGACCUGGAGAUGGAGACGUCUAGAGCCCCUGGGAGAUACGUCGUGACCCUCCAGGGUGGCCAUGACUGCAGGAAUUUGAUUUCUGAGUCGAUUUUGGUGUAUGAUGAUGGAGAACUCGAUGAAGUCAUAAGACCUGGUGAUUAUACGGAGUUGCCAGAUGUUCUUCAGGGGCACAAUUGCGAGGCCCUGGAGGAGGGAACACUCUGUUUAAUGGAUAUGAAGGCACCAGUGGGGAGAAAACUCCAGGAGAAGGCAGAUAUUUUUUUCGUGGGCUUCGACGACGUCUUCUACGACAUUGACGAUCACGAGAGCGAUUAUAAAUUUAAUAUUGAUGGAUUCCCGUUCUAUCCGGCGUAUUUGAGUGUACGCCCUGGAGGUGCGACAAUACCCCAAAUCAAUGGGAUGACGUUCAAAUAUCCUCCCUCUCCAAUUUUAUCACAACCUGAGGCUGUCCCUGAGGAUAUCAUCUGUGAUUUGGAGUAUAAAUCGAGGGAGUGCUGUGACAGGCCUUCAUUUUGCGAGUGUCUGCAAAUUCUCGAGGUGCCCUCCAUGCAAAAUAUCGAUAUCGUAUUGAUUAAUGAAGGCAAAGUUGGUAACAACAGUUUCGUGUUCCACGUGCACGGCUACUCGGUGGCCAUUUUGUCGGUGAAGAAAUUCACGCGGCCCAUCAGCAGAUCUGAGAUAAUGUCCGUGGAGGCCUUAGGGAAAUUAAAAAGAAAUUUAAUCACUCCAUCGUUGAAGGACACGGUUGUUGUACCUAACAAGGGGUACGUUGUACUUCGCCUUUUUACCGACAGUCCUGGUUAUUGGCUGUGGGAAUCCCGAACUACUGGUACUUCCCCGACAACCAGUGGACCUGGGAUGCAAUUUAUCCUGCAGGUGGGGACGAGAGAGAGCUUGCCGACAGUUCCCCUGGAUUUUCCAACCUGCGGCAAUCACAAGGGACCUGAUUUAAUUUUCGAAGACGAUAAUUAAAAAUCACUCAACUCCACAAUUACAAUUGUGCUGAUUGUUUAAUUACAAUUUAUUAAACGGGAACUAAACAUAAGUGAAUAAAUGAUAUUGAUUAAUUUCAAGUAUUAAUUAACGCAAAUAACAUGAAAAUUAAUAAAUUUAUUAAUUGUGCUUG